Molecule: messenger RNA, 1264 nt
Organism: Dimorphilus gyrociliatus
Lineage: Eukaryota; Metazoa; Annelida; Polychaeta; Dinophilidae
Source: the annotation of a GenBank genome assembly
GCAUGUUAUUUCCGUUUCCGCUUCAGGCUUCACAACAUUUACAUCAUCGCCUAUUGCAAUAAGAUUUUCAGUCUUACUCGUUAUUUACGAGUGGAGGUCAGCCAUGCGUCGACCAAAAAUUCGCUUCAAGCCUAAUGUGACGAUUAAGAAAGAUGAAACUACGCAAAAUACUGAAGUGACUGUUGAAGAUGAGAAGAGUGUUGAAAGUAAAAUCAUCUCAGAAACCGAAGUAAGUGAAGAAAAUAAAGCUAUUGAGUCAGUAAAUACUGCCACUGAUUAUCCGUCUAAUAUUGCUGCUGAAGAGAUAGUAGAAAUUUCUGACUUGGGAGCAAAAGAAGCAUCCAAGUCCGACUCGAAAGUGACUGAUACACCCAAGCCACGUGCACAAAAAAGAAAACAAGCGGGUUCCCAUUCAUCUCAUGACAAAGUCAAAAAAGACAAAAAGAAAACAAACAAAAGUGAGAAGAAUCGACGCAAGUCUUAUGACGACGAAUUACCAAUCUUAACGAAGAAAGACUUGACUAAAUCUGUCCGCCCUAUGGUAUCGAAAAAAUUAACGAGAAAAACUGAAUAUUUGCAUACACCAGUGGAAUCUUCAAUGAAAAUUAGUGAUUUAAUUUAUUUAAACCCUACAACGAAUCCAAUGCCCAAAGAUGACAGUGAAGUUGUACAAGAAUUCGAUGAGAAGCCAGAUAAACCCGCUGUAGAGGAAGAUUUGACAGAGGAGAGCAGCUCCAGUGCGCCUCAAAUUAGAAUAGAUGAGAAAGGUGAAAUCGUCAUUGAUGAAGAGUCUUUAGUUGUUAGGGAAAAAAAGAAGUUUGAUUUCAAAUCAAUGCCUUUAACUGACGGCAAUAAAGAUGAAUUUGUCUCUAGUAGAAGUUUCAAGAAACAGAGUUUCUCAGGACCAUGGACAGUACGGGAUACAGCAACUUUUUAUUUGGGGCUCAAAACCCUUGGAACUGAUUUUACGUCUCUAACAAAACUAUUUCCAGGUAGGUCGAGAGAAGAACUCAAGAAAAAGUUUAAAAGGGAGGAACGGGUAAAUGGAAAUCUUGUUGAAACAGCUCUUAUGAAUAGGCACAGUUUCGAUAUGAGCAUAUUUGACGAAGAAAAAGGUCUAGCAACGCUAUCUAAUAAGGAUCUAAAAAGGAUCAAUCAGAAAUACAAUAAACAGAAGAACAUAUCGCGUUCAAAGACCAAGGAACCUGUUAGUGAAACUGUUAGUGAAACUGUUAAUGAAAUUUCAAGGACGAGCCAUACAUAA